This is a messenger RNA of Penicillium oxalicum, 1614 nucleotides long. RefSeq lists its product as uncharacterized. The record is from RefSeq and is a predicted model, not a curated record. NCBI's taxonomy places the organism in Eukaryota, Fungi, Ascomycota, Eurotiomycetes, Eurotiales, Aspergillaceae. The transcript is spliced from 5 exons. Gene Ontology annotation, molecular function: carbohydrate:proton symporter activity. Gene Ontology annotation, biological process: transmembrane transport; carbohydrate transport. Gene Ontology annotation, cellular component: membrane. The coding region runs from base 1 to 1614 and encodes 537 amino acids.
AUGUCCGUCUCCAGGGAUGGGCAGUCCACGCCCACGGAGAAGCCCAUGAACCACGAAUUGGAAAAGGUUGAGGUCGAGCAGAUGGAAAAGGUACUCGGUGAUGGUGACCUCCUCAGUGAGGCUGCCAUGGCCGAGAACAAGGAGCACGAGAUGGGGGUGUGGGAGGCCGCGAAGAAGCACCCCUGGGCAUGUCUGUGGGCAUUUACCAUGUGUUUUACAAUUGUCAUGGAAUCUUUUGACAUGUUCCUCAACGGCAACUUUGUCGCGCAAAGUGCGUUUCAAAAGCGAUACGGUGUUCCAGUCGGCGACGGUUAUGCCAUUCCCACUCGGUGGCAGAGUGCUCUCUUCCAGUCUGGCCAAUGCGGUGCCUUUGUGGGUGUCUUCGCCGCGGGCCCCAUCACCAACUGGCUUGGAUACCGUUGGACUACCAUCUUGGCCUUGAUCAUGAUGAAUGCCACCAUCUUUGUCUCUUUCUUCGCCGACUCCCUUGCUCUCCUGGUGGUUGGUCAAGCCCUCGAAGGUGUGCCAUGGGGCUUCUUCAUUGCCAACGCCCCCGCCUAUGCCAGCGAAGUCGUUCCUCUCGCACUCCGCGGCGCCUGCACUGCCACCUUACAACUGUCGUGGUCCAUUGGAUCAAUCAUCGUGGCAGCGGCCACCUAUAGUUACAACAAGCGAACGGAUGAAUGGGCCUGGCGGGCACCUCUCGCUCUGCAGUGGCUUUUCCCCACUCCUCUCAUGAUUCUGCUCUUCCUGGCUCCCGAAUCUCCAUGGUGGCUCAUUCGCCGAGGCCGCAAGGCAGAGGCCCUGCGUAGUAUCGAGCGUCUGGGUGAUGGAUCUGCCGAGUCGGCCCAGCAGUCCUUGGCCAUGAUGGAGCGCACAGUCCAGAUCGAGUCUCAGAUGGGUGGAUCCCCCACUCUUCUUGAUCUGUUUAAGGGCACUGAUCUGCGUCGGACAACGAUCACCUGUUUGGUGUAUGCGUCGCAGAACUUUGCUGGUAAUCUGAUUGCCAAUCAGGCAACAUUCUUCUUUGAGCAGGCUGGAAUCUCCCACGACAUGUCCUUCCAACUCAAUCUCGUCAACUCCUGUCUCCAAUUGAUCGCCAACGUUUUCUCCUGGUUCCUAACCCCCUACUUUGGCCGCCGAGCCAUCUACCUCUGGGGCACUAUCACAAAUAUCACCCUCCUCUUCAUCCUCGGUAUCGUCGCCUCCGUGCCCCAAUCCGCCGCCACCAACUACGUCCAGGCCAUCCUGGGAAUACUCAUCUCCUUCGUCUUUGCCGGCUCGCUAGGCCCAAUCUCAUACACCAUCAUCUCCGAGACCAGUUCCGUGCGCCUGCGCGCACUGAGCACCGGCGUGGGUCGCGCAGCGUACUACGUGGCGGAGAUCCCGAUGAUCUACCUUGCCUCGCAGAUGUUGAAUGCCACCGGAUGGGACCUGGCCGGCAAGUGCGGGUAUGUCUUGGGUGGUACUGCCUGCGUAUGCUGGGUGAUGGCGUACUUCUUCUUGCCCGAGUUGAAAGACCGGUCUUAUCGGGAAUUGGACAUCUUGUUCAAUCGCAAGACGCCGGCGAGGAAGUUCAAGGAUACCGUUAUUGAUGUGCGGGAGAAUCACUAG